This is a messenger RNA of Ilyonectria robusta, 563 nucleotides long. RefSeq lists its product as uncharacterized. Lineage: Eukaryota; Fungi; Ascomycota; Sordariomycetes; Hypocreales; Nectriaceae. Bases 164 to 496 code for a protein of 110 amino acids. The record is from RefSeq and is a predicted model, not a curated record. The transcript has 2 exons.
CUGUUCCUAGCGGAUGGACAGAAAUCAGCCCUACGAUCUUUGCAGUUUUUGUGAUUACAGUACCACUCCGUGUGCCCACUAGAGUUGGGACCCUGCACUCCGAUUCCUUGGAUGUGGAGAAUGACGCCCGUUCCAUUUCCCUCUUAUCCCUGUCAUAUCGAGGAUGCUGACUGCGUACCAUCUUCCCUUACUCCUCCUUCACCUCCCAUGGCCCAUGCUUCCACGCCAAUUUCAGAGUAUGGCCGUCUCAGAUUUUGCAAACAAAGUUUCAAAGCUGCUUGUGAAGAUGCGAAUUGUACGAAGGAAACAACCAGGUGGAACACAUCGCCGACCGAUGCAGAGCGUGAUGCAAGGGAUGAUGCACACCAUGCGCCUUCACGCGCUAAUUACCGAGCCAAAGUUGAUUGACGCUCAGCCCAAACCCAACUCUAAAGUUGACUUGAAGCACAAGCGGGAUUGCAACGAGUGGUCCUGUAGUAGGAUGAAGCAAGGGUAGCUUGACCAGGUUUGCUCAACUCCUCGGGUAACGCAAAGUACCACUGGCCUGGUUGGUAUCUCUUUCU